Messenger RNA from Phlebotomus argentipes, 4781 nucleotides. RefSeq lists its product as uncharacterized. Bases 1 to 4770 code for a protein of 1589 amino acids. NCBI's taxonomy places the organism in Eukaryota, Metazoa, Arthropoda, Insecta, Diptera, Psychodidae. The record is from RefSeq and is a predicted model, not a curated record. The transcript is spliced from 10 exons.
AUGUCGUCAGUCUCGUGUCCGUGCUUUGUGCAGAACGCCUGGAAGAAGGAUCUCUGCUCUAACUGCUUCAAAUCCAAGGACGAGCAUGUGAGUCUGACCAAAUCUAUUAAGAUCCCGCCGAUGAGGCAGGCGCCGCCCAAGGGGAUCAUGCGAUCCGGCGGAAAGCGAAAGAAGAACAAGGUCAGUUUCCCAAAGGAAUUGAGCCAGGUGAUCGGAUUUGGCGGGGAUUGGAUAGACUCAGAUACGGAUUCUGAUGCUGAGACUCUCGAGAUUCCGGAUCAGAGUGAAGAACCUGCACCGGUUUAUGAUGAUAACGAGGAUCUGCAGCGCCUGACUAAGACCAACACGGACUUCAAUAUGAAUAAUGGAAAUCUCUUAGGUGAUCCUGAGGUAAACAUUAAAAGAUCCUUUGCCGCUCUUAAGUUGGGAACUACACAGAAGGAUAGCGAGGGAAAGAAACAAACCCUCAAGAUCACUGUCACUCCAUUCAAUUCAACAAAUAAAGUCAAUGAGAUCAAGCAAUUGUUUGGACCGUCGAAGCCUGCAGAAAAGAAGUCAGAUACAACAAGUAUUGUCAUUAAGGCGAUGCCUAAAAAAGCUGAGGAUGAUGAUUCCCCAGCUAUUGUUUCAGUCUCUGAAAAGUCCCUUCUUGAAGAGAUCUCUGAGACACUGGAGAAGAAUCAGUUUGGAAAAGAGACUUCGAACCUUUUGCAAAACAAGAAGGAUGAGACCGAUUUGAAGUCCUCAGACUUGUCAGUGAGAUUGGAGAUCAAGAAUAAUUUGAACAAGUCCUUCGGCGAUACAAAGCGACCUAUUUCUCGUCACGUGCCUGUGAGUAAGGAUCAGGCUAAGCCUCGAGUAUCUGUCUAUGCUAAGAACGUGGACACAGACAGUAAUUCAUCAGAUGUUGAGAAUGGCAUCUCGGAAUAUUAUGAUGUGGUGGAGACGACAACGGUUUCGUCCGGAAGCUACGAAAAUGUUCCCGAUGGCGAAGAGAGUGUUAAGGUGAAGGUGGCCGAGGAGAAGAAGAAACCAUCAGAAGUGAAGACCUACGCGCCGAGUCGCACAUCUUUCUUUUCCAGUCAAUUCAUUACAGAUAUGUGCCUGUCCACGAAGCCAGUAUCUCAGCACCUCAAGAAGCGUUCUGAAAUGUAUGAUCUUCAGGAUGGCAGUUUCAUAACCGGCAAAAUCACCUCAGAUGGCCUAAUUGUGACUAAGACGUCUUCUGAGGAUGCCAUGGAUUCAACAGGAUCGAGUUUCGACAGCAGCAGUGACGAGGAAAUGUCCUCAAUCAAUCGCAGUGAAUCUGAUAGUGGAAUCGUGGCCAAUGAGUACCAGAAUGUCGAGGCGGAGUCUCGAAUGGAAACUCAGACAGUGCCAACAACUUCUCUGGCCACCACUACGACAGCUUCGUCGACGGAUUAUGAGGUAAUUGAGGUGCAGGGACGAGAUGACAUCUUUAGCGUGGAGAAAAGUCGUGAAUUGGCCGGAGAACCAGAUGGGAGUUCAGAUCCAGACGUGAACGGAGAAGCUCCUGCACUGCCAACUUCACCUCCGCCAAAUGUGGAGCCUCGGUCACUGUUCUUGCACAGUCUGCAGAAGCACUUGGCCAUGGAGAAGCCGAAGGUGCCUAGCAAACCGGCUGUCAAUAUUGUGAAGACUUUCACGAAAAAGCCUCAAGGCAGCGUGGCGCAGCAGCAAGUCAUCUUGCAACUACAAUCAAUGAUCAAAUCACCGGACGAGAAAGCCACGGCCAAGCAGGACAGCAAUGAUCCUAGCAAGGCGUCUAAGAAGGGUCGAGCUCCCAAUCCGCCACCGUCUCCUGAUGAAGUAAAGAAGGACGGCGCCAGGAUCACAAAGAUGACGCCCAAGAAGGACAUUCCGGAGCCAAAGGUUGAAGAUUCGAAAAUUCUGCCUCUGGAGCAAUCGCCAACGCUAUACACGAGGAAUCCUACGGCAAUUGUGAAGUCCUCAAGUCCUGUUGUCCGGGAGAAGGACAAGCGUGAACGUGCCACGAUAAAUCCCAAAUUCCGCAGCUUGAAUUCUCUCAAUUCCCACAAUUAUUAUGAAAAGGCGAGGCCAAGCACACCCGAGCCUGCGCCCAGGAAGAGCUUGUCCCUGUCCCAGGACAAUCUGUUGAUGGAAAAGCCCAAGAAGGCAAAGUUCAGCAUCAGAAAGUUCCUGAGAAUGGGCUCCAGCAAAACAAUGGAGGACGCUGGCAAGAGGGGAAUCUACGAGGAACUUCCCGGCACGGCCAUGCAAGCCAAACCCAGGCUGGUUAUCAUUCAUCCCAUUGACAUCAACACCUCCGGAGUGGAAGUGGUGAAAGACACAUCAAAGAUGGGAGUGCGAGACGAGCCCAAGCCCGGCGUUGUGACCGGAAAGCCGCCAGCGCCGCCGCAGAGGAUCAUGGAAGUCAGCAAGCCGGCCAGACCGCCGCCACCCAAGAGCGCAGAAUUGAGACGAAAACAGCAACAACUGGAGGCCAUGGAGAAGAUUAAUGGGGACAAGACAGACAGCGUUAAACAGCGCGGGGACACUGUUUAUGCCAAUUUGGGUGAAGUGCGCUCUUCUAUCGCACCCCGGAAGCCCGAACGCACUGCCAGCAUGCGAGAGAGAGAAGCACAAUUGGAAUUGGCCAGAAGACGACCCCGAAAGCUCCAAGAUUACUCGGACACGGCUUCCGAUGUGUCCUCGUCGAGCGUGUCCCGCGAGACGCAGAACACGAAUCUUUCGCGAUCCGUUAGUGACGCUUCCGAAGCAUCGACAGACGGGAAGCCGGGCAAGAGCGGCGAGUUGGAGAGCGUGGAAGAUAAAGCAAAAGUGAAAGAGGUUGCGGAGAGUGAACACAAUAGUGAAACUGCCCGCAGUCAGCCUUCUGCAAGUCCGGGUGAGAUGAACGAGCGGAAGCGGCGACUGCUGGACGAUCAGCACAACAUCUCAAGCAAGGUGGAGAUGUUCGAGAGGACCAUCAGCGAUGCGAGGCCCAAGACUCUCGAUAUCAAGAGCUCUGUGCAGAAGAUGUCCAACACCAUCGACAGCUAUUUGAAGGAUCGCAUGAGUCUGUCCGACGGCAAUAUAGCGGAAAAUCCGUCCAUCUUCAGUAGUGACAAACAUCCGGCGAAGACAACCGUUGAGAUUCGCAGCAGUGACAUCGAGUUGCGCACCUACGAACCAAUCAUGGUUAAGCAGGACCGCGUGAGUCUUCCGGCUAUUUGCGAUGAGCGCACUUCAAUCUACGGCGGCUCUGUAGCCUCUUACCGCUUGAGUCUCGAUGCACCGCAGAAAUUCCACACGAGCAACAGUUUAGCCAAUCUGCCCAGGACAGUGUCCAUGUCAUAUUGCGGAUCUGAAAUGGGCGAAUCCGAGAUUUACUCGCCGUACAGCUUCUGUGGCGGAAGCGAGGCCGGAGGAGAUGUGGCCAUGGGCGAUCCCCAAGACGGAUGGUCUGGCCAAAUGAAUGCAAAGUCGCGCCAAAUGAAGACCACAAAUCGGCUGAGGAUGAGGAAGGGUCGAAGUGUGGUGCACAAGAACCUGGAGGACAACUAUGGGGCCGUUGUGGUGGCCAAUCACGAGGCCCUGGCUCAGGUUCUCGAUCAGCUGCAACAGUCGCCUCCGAUUCCCAUGAUUCUGCGACCGUUGGCCAACUCCAUGAACUUGCGCUUCGACGAAUUCUCCAUCGUCGAGGGUGGACGAGCUGUUGUGAUCGGUCGCCGGGCCUUCCACGCCGCCAUGUGGGCCCCCAAUCAGACGCCAGUAACGCUCGCCCUCACCGCGGACUGCAAUCAGAUGUCCGGCGUGGCGGGAGAACUAAAGCAACUCUCCGGAGCUGCCAGCGGUGCUCUCAAUCCCAUCACUGAGUUCUGCGACCUCGUUCCCAGCAACUUCCUGCCGCUGAUGCCCAGCAUUCAAGUGCGCCUGGUGCAAGCUUCAAUCUCCGUCCUUCCUCGGAUGCUUGUGGACACCCUGAUGUCUCUCGGCUCAAUCCUCAAGUCUAAGGUGGAGUCUCAAAAGACCUCCCGUGUCACUUUCGGCUCAAUUCCCAAUCUCUCCACCGCCAAGGACUCUGCGCCAAUGCAUGCGCGCGGUUCUGUGCAGAAUUUGUCGGUGCUAAAUGAGGAUGAGGCCGAAGAUAACGAAUUGGACUCCAUUGUGAGUGCACUCACGCCGAAUCCCACGGGAUUAUGCAACACCACAGAUGAGAUUCUGUGUCGUGAAGUGGGCUUCGUGAUGCUGCAGCUCAUCAAUGGUCUGAAGAAUCUUCAGGCGAAGGCCAUCGAGGAAAUGCCACUCACGCUCUCCAACGUGAUCCUUUGCAAGGAAGUGGACAACAAGGAAGCCCAAGCUAGACUCUGCGUUCUCCAGAGUCUCUCCUCGGACACCACACGGGACGAUGACGAAGCCAUGGGAACACUCUGCCAAUGCGCUCAAGUGGCCCUCGCACAAAUGCUACCCGCCACGAAGUUGACACCCAUUCUCACGGACAUCCUGGGCCAGGAGCGCUCGGAGUCGCUCUCCAAAGCCAAGUCCAUUCUCGAGUUCGCACUGUGGGGCCCCUCUGACGUCACGCUGGCAGGAACACCGCGCGAGCGUGAAUUGGCGCUUCAGCGCUGGCUAGACUUGGAGCGCGCCACUGUCCUGCACGGCCUGGUCAGGACGCGAGUGGAGCUCACCGUGUACGACGAGUGCCACCUCAUGUUCCUCGUGCGCUCCAGCGCGAAAAUCAUGAGCGAGGCCGCGGCGCUUCUGCACAACUUCGCCAAGUCCUGAUCAUUGUGGGC